Molecule: messenger RNA, 3165 nt
Organism: Oenanthe melanoleuca
Lineage: Eukaryota; Metazoa; Chordata; Aves; Passeriformes; Muscicapidae
Gene: SLC6A14
Product: solute carrier family 6 member 14
Exons: 15
Coding region: 144-2165 (673 amino acids)
Biological process (GO): sodium ion transmembrane transport
Cellular component (GO): membrane
Molecular function (GO): L-proline transmembrane transporter activity
Source: RefSeq, a predicted model, not a curated record
GAAAUGUCACAGUCACGUUGGUGGUUGAAACUUUGGAAGAGUCCUCAAGCCCUUCUGUUUAAAUUCCUCCUCUGGAGAUGACUUUUAUGACCUGCCCUUUCUGUGCCCGUACCUGAAAGGUGCGUUCAGAAGCUGACAUUUCCAUGGUGUUUAACCCCCUCGUGUCCUCUCCUUUACGGCGUCUCCUGAGGCAGGACUGCAGCGUGGAGCAGGGAGCAGUUGGACUGUCAGCACAGCUGGCUGUGCCCUCCCUCUCAUGGCGCCUCCAGUUCCCCAGGCUUGCCAAGGACUUCAACUUGACAAAUGAAAAAGAUGCCCACUCCAGCGACAGCGAUGAGAACGCAGAGCGCGGGAACUGGUCCAACAAGGGCGAUUACCUGCUGUCCAUGGUGGGCUACGCCGUGGGCCUGGGCAACGUCUGGCGCUUUCCCUACCUCACCUACCAGAAUGGAGGAGGUGCUUUUCUAAUCCCCUAUACCCUGAUGUUGGCAUUAGCUGGCUUGCCCUUAUUUUUCAUGGAAUGCUCCCUUGGGCAGUUUGCCAGUCUAGGGCCAGUUUCCGUCUGGAGAAUACUGCCAUUGUUUCAAGGAGUGGGCAUCACAAUGGUUAUCAUCUCAGCAUUUGUGACUGUCUACUACAACGUUAUCAUUGCUUAUGCACUUUACUACUUAUUUGCCUCAUUUCAAAAAGUGCUGCCAUGGUCAGACUGCUUUUCCUGGGCAGAUGAAUUCUGCAGCAAGACACGAAUAGUAAAUGACUGCAAUGCAACCUUGGGUGGGGAAAUAAUUCGUGCAAACUUCUCAGUCAUCACGAGCCACAAUCUCACGUGUAUAAAUGGCACCAUAAAUUACAAACCAGUGCAAUUUCCCAGUGAGCAAUACUGGAACAAAGUGGCUCUGCAGCGCUCGAGUGGGCUGGACGAGACCGGCAGGAUCGUGUGGUACCUGGCUCUCUGCCUCCUCCUGUCCUGGAUCAUUGUUGCAGCUGCCCUGUUUAAAGGAAUAAAAUCUUCUGGAAAGGUUGUCUACUUCACUGCCCUCUUCCCAUACGUCAUCCUGCUCAUCCUGCUGGUGCGAGGUGCCACCCUGGAAGGUGCUUUGGAUGGCAUUGAAUACUACAUUGGGCGCCAGUCCAACAUCACCAAGCUGAUGGAGGCAGAGGUUUGGAAAGAUGCUGCCACCCAGAUAUUUUACUCCCUGUCCGUGGCAUGGGGUGGGCUUGUUGCUUUGUCUUCAUACAACAAGUUCCACAACAACUGCUACUCAGAUGCCAUUCUAGUUUGUGUGACCAACUGUGUCACCAGCGUAUUUGCUGGGUUUGCAAUAUUCUCCAUCCUGGGGCAUAUGGCAUUUGUGUCCGAGAGACCCGUGUCAGAGGUCGUGGACUCAGGAUUUGACCUGGCCUUUGUAGCCUACCCAGAGGCUCUCUCCAAGUUACCAGUGUCUCCUCUGUGGUCCUUCUUGUUUUUCUUCAUGCUCCUGCUUUUGGGUCUUGACUCGCAGUUUGCCAGCAUAGAAACACUUACAACCACCAUUCAAGAUAUAAGUCCCAAAGUGAUGAAAAAAUUAAGAGUGCCUGUAACCCUGGGUCUGUGUGCAGUGCUCUUUCUUCUUGGGCUUAUCUGUGUUACUCAGGCAGGAAUUUACUGGGUUAACCUAAUAGAUCACUUCUGUGCUGGAUGGGGAAUCCUUAUUUCAGCUGUCCUGGAGAUUAUAGGCAUCAUCUACAUUUAUGGAGGAAACAGGUUCAUUGAAGACAUUGAAAUGAUGAUUGGAAAGAAGAGCUGUAUGUUCUGGAUGUGGUGGAGAGUAUGCUGGUUUUUCGUCACUCCUGCGCUGUUAAUGGCCAUUUUGAUUUGGUCUUUGAUCACAUUUUCACGUCCCACUUAUGGCUCAGUGUCUUAUCCAAACUGGGGAACCGCUGUUGGCUGGUGCAUGAUCAUCUUCUGCGUCAUCUGGAUUCCCAUUGUUGCUAUUGUAAAAAUACUUAAAGCUGAAGGAAGCCUUGUUGAGCGCAUUGUCAGCUGCUGCCGGCCUGCUGCAAACUGGGGCCCCUACCUGGAGCGGCACCGAGGAGAGCGAUACAGCCACGUUGUGGAUUCCAAGAAAAGGCAGCACGAGAUCCCCACUGUGUCUGGUCUUAUAUACAAGGAGCAAUGUAUAUGAUGUGUUUAAUGGCUGUUUGGAUGACUGUUUUUUAGCACAUAUGUGGGUUUUGUCUUUUUAUAUUGGAAAGGGACUAGGCAAAAAAAAAAAAGAAAAAACAAAGGCAAAUCAGCACCCCUGCCCUUUAAAAUCCAGCCCCCAAAUGAAAGUAAGUUGUAUUAUUUAUUUUUAGUGCUUUAGUCUUUAGGGAGGAACACAUCAAUUAGGCACUGAGAUCUCACCAGAUAUGCAGUUUGAGAGGGCAGGAUAAUACACUGCAGGCUCCCAGGCUGCUGGACUGGGCACGCUUAACCCAUCCAACUGGUAUCCAGCUGGACUGCAGAUACGGGUGUGGAGGAGAGUAAAGUUAUUCUGGUGCUCCCCAGCUGGAGCCCACAGGUGCUCUGUGUGUGUGUGUGUGUGUGUCCUGAGCUGCAGCUGCUGCCUUCUGUGCUCUGCCACCCCAGGGGUGUGCAGCCAGCAGAGGGGAAUGGGUGUGCUGUGCCUGGCACUGGAGCUCAGGGAACAGGAGGAAUUCUUCUCUGUCUAAGCCUUGCUCAGUGUGCUGGGAGGCUGCUCAGGAUUUGAUGUUGAGUAUGCUCUGUGUGUGUAUGUGUGUUGUCUAAACAAAUAUAAAUAUUGAGUGGCAAAACAUUGCCAUCAUAGGAAAUAAGGCUUAAACAUUUGAAAGCAGGCUGCUUUCUGUUUCUCAUUAUUCCCCUUGGGAUUCCUAAAGAGCUAUCUUCUCUGUCAUGCCCGUGCUCAGUGCUCAUCUGUCAUCAAUUCAAAAACCUCAUGUUUCCAUAUUCUGUCAUUAGGCUCUGCAGAAUGAAAGAGUAACCAUUGAAUCCUGGUUUGUCUGCUCUCCUGUUUUCAUCAAUGCUUUGCCUAUCAGGUUGUUUUCUGCUUCUUUCACUGAGAUUUGGGUUUUCCCUUCCAAAGGAACCCAAAGUGCUUUUUUCAAAGAUUCAAACAGUGUUAUGAUAGGGCCAAAAGAAGCAGAACUUUACUUAAAGUGAAG